Molecule: messenger RNA, 711 nt
Organism: Candidozyma auris
Lineage: Eukaryota; Fungi; Ascomycota; Pichiomycetes; Serinales; Metschnikowiaceae
Gene: MED4
Product: Med4p
Exons: 1
Coding region: 1-711 (236 amino acids)
Biological process (GO): regulation of transcription by RNA polymerase II
Cellular component (GO): mediator complex; core mediator complex
Molecular function (GO): transcription coregulator activity
Source: RefSeq, a predicted model, not a curated record
AUGAGGAGUAUUCGAGAGUUUGAACAUGAGUUGCGUGAACUCUCACAGAGCAUUUCGACAUUUAGGGAGGAAAAUUUACCGAGUCAGGUGGGAAAGCUUAUACAGAUGGAUAAAAAUCUCACUACAGAAAAGUUGAAUGUUCGAAAAAGUCAGGAAUUGGGUGCUGAGAUCGAAAAGCUCCGAACGGAGAAUAAUCAGUUGAGCCAAGUGAGCACUCGGUUUUUAAAAGAGUUGAUCGCUUGUCGAUCCGAGCUAAGGCAGCUCCCGAAAUUACCGGCAGAUCGUCAAUCAUCAAGAGAUUCACGACUUAAAGAAAUUGGUGUUCAGGAGCUACUUGACUACUCCAUGAAACUUGCGAAAUUUUCAAAAGCUCCAACUACCGCCAGCGGUCAAUUGCCUCACCCCAAUAACUUCAUUUGGCCCGCCGAAGAUGCAUUGCGCCGUGGAAUGCUUGCUUUGGCAUCACUUAAAUCAGAGGAGAUUAUCAAGGCAGAGCUUGGCGAGCCAGAACAAAAGGUCGUUGAAGAUGAUGAGGAUGUUGAGAUGGAAGACGUGGAGGAUAUGGACGCGCCGAAAGCACCGAAAGAGCCUGGUGCACCUUCUACAAGAGGAACAGCUACGGCAGGGACAGCAACAGAGCCAGCAAAGGCUUCACAUGCGCUUGAUUUGGAUCUCUUUGAUGGUGAUGACUCGGAGGAUGAUUCAGAAUAG